AUGGGCGUCUGUCUAAUUUCCCGUAUUUUCCUAUGGCACCUGUUCGUCGUGGCCGGAUUUGUUCACGAGUCGCUGGCUCGUGCAUUUCCUAGUUCGGCACUCGCCCGCGCUCGAGUGCUGUCUGCAGCAACAUUGAGAUCCUCGCUGGAGACACGAGAUGUGUCUGCCGCUCUUUUGAGAAGGGAAACCAGCUAUGACUUCCUUGAAGGCCGUAGCAGCAGCGCCCCUUCUGCUCCCGAUGGCUCUGUCUUUACUGCCAGUGUGGUGGUUAGGAGCCAAAAGCCGAUUUUGACCCUUGAAGACAUUGAGAGUGAUCUUGUUGACGUUUCUUGCUCCACAACGGAAAUAGAACUUCAUUUUGCUUCGAUCGACGCCCUGGAUCGAGUGGCGAAGGAGAUUGAACAGCUUACUGAGUUUGUCGUGGUGUCAUCGCAUUUAAAUUGCAAUGAAGCGGACCAAAGAGCACCCCAUAUGGUCACAAAAGUUACUAUCCUCAGGGACAGAAAAAUCAUCAUUCUAUCAAAAAUGUCGAGUGGCUGGAAAGAUGCUUUCAGCAUGGUGGAAGUCUCAUUCGCCCGCAGAUCAUCAGCUCAAGUUUUGGAACGACGAAAUAUCAAUUUGAAGAAACGUCAGGUGGAUCAGCCUACAGAGACGGCACAACCAAGUUCAACAAAAAGAGAUUUCCCAGUGGUCCCCCCAGCUGCCACCAGCGCGCCUGCUGAAUCCAAAGAAGACAUUGAAGUGAAAGUGAUUGACCAAGUCAUUAUGCCUCCUGAAUUCCCAGGAUCUUCUCUAUUCAUUCCCCAGGGAGUGACAUUAAAAUGCAAAAACUGUACAGUCGCUGGCAGUGUGGACCUCUCUCAAGGAUCCUUCAGGCUCGAGGAUCCAAUAGACAACCCAGUGGAAUUAGUGACUGAUGUCAUUCGAUAUUUCGAACAUGGUGAAAUCCAGAUCGAUGUCGAGAAUCUCUUUGCGCAUAUCGAACUUUCAACGAAGCUAGAUUUAGCAGAAAAUGGUUUGCAAUUCUCAGUACCAUUGCCAGAAAUUCCUAUUACGCCCUUUAUGAUACCCGGCAUUGUCGCUUUUGGUCCAAUUUUUAAGCCCGAGAUUGAGAUGUCACUGACACUACCUGAACCUCUUGAGUUUGACUAUGGAUUCAAUGUUUCCGUGCCGAAUGACGCGAGAUUUACGAUCGAUAUUGGAGACCUAAAUAACUCGACCACACAAGGCUUCGAUCGCACAAAAUUCUCAUCCCUUCCUUACCAGGCACAAGUUCCAACCGGCUUUGAAUUCAAUAUCAGCUUCCGCCCCGAAGUUCUUCUAGGCGUCAACUCCCUCAUCGGUGGCACAACAGGCGGUGUCGGCGCCUUCUUCACCAUCCCCUCCAUCAACGUAAAAGUCGAGCAACUCAAAAACGUCGACGGUAAAUGCAACCCGCUUCCAACCUCAUCCGCUCUGCCAGGCGACGACGACGACGACGACGAGAAAAACCGCAUCCCCACCCUCGAAGACCUCAUUGGGAAUUUCACCAACAUCGUCCCCACCGUCGAACUCAACGUGGGUGUCCUUGCGGAGUUGGAAAUCGGUAUCGGUGCCUUCCAAAAGAAGCUUGAAGCGGAUCACACCGUUAUUUCCAAGGAAUUCGCGCUCCCGACAGCGUGCUUGGCGUUUAAUCAGGAGAAGAAAUCGUUUGCAUCGCCGACGCCACCGCCUCCUCCACAAUCCAAUGAGCCCGGGAGCGGUCCUGGCGUUGCACGGCCGAAAGAUGGAACGGGGGGUUCCAAUCGGGCGUUUGGAGAUAGUGCAGAGGCUCGCGUGAUACUAUGGGGUUCCAUGUUGACUGCGACGUUAGUAGUUGUGGGCUUUUUGUGA
This is a messenger RNA of Blastomyces gilchristii SLH14081, 1872 nucleotides long. Its product is annotated as GPI anchored protein. The record is from RefSeq and is a predicted model, not a curated record. The transcript has 6 exons. Lineage: Eukaryota; Fungi; Ascomycota; Eurotiomycetes; Onygenales; Ajellomycetaceae. Bases 1 to 1872 code for a protein of 623 amino acids.